AUGGGGUCAUUCAGUGCUGAAAUGGAAAUUGACAGUAAGAGUGAAGAAAGUCCUGAACGCGAAAGUGGAAAGGAAGAAAGUCCUGGACGCAAGAAAAGUGGAAAGGAAGAAAGUCCUGGAUGCGAGAAAAGUGGAAAGGAAGAAAGUCCUGUAUUCGCAAAAGUAGAGAGGAAGAAAGUCCUGGACGCGAGGAAAGUGAAAUGGAAGAAAGUUCUGGAAAAGUGGAAAGAAGAAAGUCCUGGACGCGAAAAAAGUGGAAAGGAAAAAAGUCCUGGACGUGAGAAAAAUGAAACGGAAGAAAGUCUUGGAUGCAAGAUAAGUGAAAAGGAAGAAAGUCCUGGAUACGAGAAAAGUGGAAAGGAAGAAAGUUCUGGAUUCACGAAAAGUGGAAAGGAAGAAAGUUCUGGAUUCACGAAAAGUGGAAAGGAAGAAACUCCUGGACGCGAGAAAAGUGGAAAGGAAGAAAGUCCUGGAUGCAAGAAAAGUGAAAAGGAAGAAAGUCCUGGAUACGAGAAAAGUGAAAAGGAAGAAAGUCCUGGAUGCGCGAAAAGUGGAAAGGAAGAAACUCCUGGAUUCGCGAAAAGUAGACAGGAAGAAAGUCAUGGAUUCACGAAAAGUGGAAAGGAAGAAAGUCCUGGAUUCGCGAAAAGUGGACAGGAAGAAAGUCCUGGACAAAGUCCUGGAUUCCCGAAAAGUGGAAAGGAAAAAAGUCCUGGACGCGAGAAAAGUGGAAAGGAAGAAAGUCCUGGAUUCCCGAAAAGUGGAAAGGAAAAAAGUCCUGGACGUGAGAAAAGUGGAAAGGAAAAGUCCCGGAUUCCCGAAAAGUGGAAAGGAAAAAAGUCCUGGACGGAAAAGAAAAGUGGAAAGGAAGAAAAGUCCCGGAUUCCCGAAAGUGAAAGGAAAAAAGUCCUGGACGCGAGUGAGGAAAAGAAAGUCCUGGAUUCCCGAAGAUGGAACAGGAAGAAAGUCCUGGCGCGAAAAAUUGAAAGGAAAAGUCCCGGAUUCCCGAAAAGUGGAAGGAAACUCCUGGACGCGAGAAAAGUGGAAAGGAAGAAAGUCCUGGAUUCCCGAAGAUGGGAACAGGAAGAAAGUCCUGGACGCGGAAAAAAGUUGAAAGGAAGUCCUGGGAUUCCCGAAAAAGAGGAAAAGGAAAAAGUCCUGGCGCGAGAAAAGUGGAAAGGAAGAAGUCCUGGAUUCCCCGAAAAUGGAAAGGAAAAAAGUCCUGGACGGAGAAAUGGAAAGGAGUCGAUUCCCGAAAAUGGAAAGGAAAAAAGUCCUGGACGCGAGAAAGUGGAAAGGAAGAAAAGUCCCGGAUUCCCGAAAAGUGGAGGAAAAAGUCCUGGACGCGAGAAAAGUAGAAAGGAAGAAAGUCCUGGAUUCCCAAAGAGUGGACAGGAAGAAAGUCCUGGACGCGGAAAAAAGUUGAAGGAAGAAAGUGAUUCCGAAAGUGGAAAGGAAAAAAGUCCUGGACGCGAGAAAAGUGGAAAGGAAGAAAGUCCUGGAUUCCCGAAGAGUGGACAGGAAGAAAGUCCUGGACGCGGAAAAAAGUUGAAAGGAAGAAAGUCCUGGAUUCCCGAAAAGUGGAAAGGAAAAAAGUCCUGGACGCGAGAAAAGUGGAAAGGAAGAAAGUCCUGGAUUCCCGAAAAGUGGAAAGGAAAAAAGUCCUGGACGCGAGAAAAGUGGAAAGGAAGAAAGUCCCGAUUUCCCGAAAAGUGGAAGGAAAAAUCCUGGACGCGAGAAAAAGUGGAAAGGAAGAAAGUUCCUGAUUCCCGAAGAGUGACAGGAAGAAAGUCCUGGACGCGGAAAAAAGUGGAAAGGAAGAAAGUCCCGGAUUCCCGAAAAGUGGAAAGGAAAAAAGUCCUGGACGCGAGAAAAGUGGAAAGGAAGAAAGUCCUGGAUUCCCGAAGAGUGGACAGGAAGAAAGUCCUGGACGCGGAAAAAAGUUGA
Molecule: messenger RNA, 1947 nt
Organism: Macrobrachium nipponense
Lineage: Eukaryota; Metazoa; Arthropoda; Malacostraca; Decapoda; Palaemonidae
Product: muscle M-line assembly protein unc-89-like
Exons: 5
Coding region: 1-1947 (648 amino acids)
Source: RefSeq, a predicted model, not a curated record